AUGCAAAACUUCGCGCGCCUAAGAACCGACGCAGCACCAGAGACGACGGCGGCUCAGCAAUUGGCGCAUUCUACCGAUCACUCGCUUUGUCGCGCUCUGAACGCGCUGAGCGAAGUGCUCCCACCGCUAGGUAUUGCCAUGAAAGGUUUGGUGCACUACGUUACGCGGAUCGAUUACGACGCAGCGCUGGAAACGACGCUUGAAUUGUAUUACGGCGACAUAAUCUAA
Molecule: messenger RNA, 228 nt
Organism: Ostreococcus lucimarinus CCE9901
Lineage: Eukaryota; Viridiplantae; Chlorophyta; Mamiellophyceae; Mamiellales; Bathycoccaceae
Exons: 1
Coding region: 1-228 (75 amino acids)
Source: RefSeq, a predicted model, not a curated record